AUGUGCAUAUCUAAUGAAACAGCAAUCAAAGUCGCCAAGGCGUUCAAACAAUUUUAUCAUAAAUUUGGUAUUGGACACAUUGUCCUCCUUAUCGGCUACAUCAUUUUCCUGUUGUUUGCUGCUGGCAUAUUCAUGAUUCUCGAAACUGUCAAUGUUAAUAGAUUAAGAAAACACUGGCUGGAUGCACUUGCAGAGCACAGAAAAAGCUUUAUUGUUUAUGACAUGGUACCACAAAUAUUCAACAACACGAAGUUGUUGGUAUUCAUACAUGAUGAUAAAUCACCAUAUUUGAUGAAAACACUCAAUGAAAUAUUGAAGAAAUACGAAGACACGCUCAAAAUACGUUCGCCAAAACCCAUGCUCCCAUGCAACUACAUUAAUUCUCUCAUCUUUAUAUGGUCUACAGUAACUACAAUUGGUAACGUUCACAUCUAUCCAACCACUGAAGGUGGUCGGUAUUUCUCAAUGAUAUGUGCGAUGAUUGGCAUACCAUUCACAUUCAUGGUUAUCAAAGACCUUUCUUAUCUUAUUGCAGUUUUAUUCCGCUACCCAUGUGCUUGCUUUGUUUAUUGCUGGCAUAUAUUUCGCUACUGUACAUUGCAAUCAGUAGAUGAAAAUGAGCUUAUUCAACAGAUACACGGUAUAAACGCAGCGCGUUAUUCUGAUUACAGUCGCGCUUAUUGGGUGCCGGGUCGAAUGUACAUGCCGAUGACAACAAAAGUAUCAUCUCCAAUAAAUUAUGAAACUGAAAGCUUUGACAGUUCAAACAAUUUAAACUUCAUAUCAGAUUGCCCACUAAAUCAUUAUGUUACUUUGGGAGUUCUACAAUCUGAGAAAGAAAAUGCAUAUGUCGAUGUGAACACACAAACAGAAAGCAGUAACAGAGAAUAUGUUCCUCAAUGUAUUCAAAUACAGACUCCAGAAGCACUACUUAUUGAUAAGCCUAACACCUCACGAGAUGACGUCAACGAUCUAAUUGUUGAAACAUAUGGUGCUCGACCAGCAAGAAUUAUUUCUUCCUGCAUAAAAUUUCAUUAA
This is a messenger RNA of Acanthocheilonema viteae, 1038 nucleotides long. The record is from the annotation of a GenBank genome assembly. Lineage: Eukaryota; Metazoa; Nematoda; Chromadorea; Rhabditida; Onchocercidae.